UUCUCUAACUGAGCAUUGAUAAGGAUUUCAAUCGAAAAUAAGCUGACUUUGACUAGGACAAUAUUAUUUUAAGAAAAUUGUGUAAGAAAACAUUGAUAAAUAAAACAGGUUUAAAUUAUAAUUUAAUUUCAUACACGACUUUCAACUGUUAUACGCAUACUAUAUAGCGGAGCAAUGAUAGGAUACACAACAGCGCUGUAUGCUUUGGCUGCCGCAACUUUGCUUAGUGCUGACCUUGGAGUUCUUAGCCCAGAAGAACGAUGUAACAUGGUCGGUGGCGUGUUUCCGCACCCUACGGAAUGUCAAGCCUUUUACAACUGCAGUGUCCGUUACACACAUGGGAUUCCUCGGUUCUUCGAGCAACACCUUGUUGAAUGUCCCUACCCCAAGCUGUUCAACACCGAGUCAAAUCAGUGUGACUUGUUUGAGAAUGUCAAAUGUGGAACCAGGACAGAGAUCAAGGAUGGAUGCCAAUACAGAUACAACCAGUGUCCCGUUGCUCACUGUAGACCCUGCAGUGUCGACCUUCCAAGUUGUAUAGGCAAACGUGAUGGAAUUAACGUUCACCCAGUCAAACUUUGGAGUCCAUUCUACGCCGUAUGCUACAAAGAACGCACGAUCAAAGAGGAGCGAUGCCAAGCUGACGAAAAUGGCCGAACACAGUUGUUCCAUCCGGAAAGGAACGAAUGCGUUUCAUUAGAUAUGAUUCCUCGAGAACACGGGGGAAUGAUGCCCGAGUGCGGUACAAAAAAGGACGGGUUCUAUCGGGAUGAGUUUGGGCGAUGUGAUCGAUAUGUGCGUUGCCAGGGAGGAAAAUAUAUUGGCAUGGUGAAAUGUGCGGUUGAAGAGGUGUUCGAUGACACAAAGGGCGGCUGCGUUCUGCAAGAGAAAGCAUGCAGACCCUGCGGAAGACUUGACCUUUGCUGAGAAAACUACUUACACAAAAGAAACAAAAGAAAAAUGGGCGAACCGAUUAAUCCAAGAUGGAUAAGACAUGUUAAAUACAUCAAAGUGUUGCUCUGAGUUGACCUCGUUGUAUUCGGUCUAAGACCAAACCAUUUCAAAACAAAAUGACUACAUUUUUGUUUAUUGUGAAAUGUUUUCACCAUCGUUUAUUGAUUGAUAUGUAAAUAUAGUUUCAUUAUCAUAUUUAUGCAUUUUGGCAAUUGCAGUGCCUUUGAAAUCAUCAAAUUUUGUUCAAUAAAAUGAGAAAUUUA
Messenger RNA from Mya arenaria, 1217 nucleotides. RefSeq lists its product as uncharacterized. Gene Ontology annotation, cellular component: extracellular region. Bases 175 to 927 code for a protein of 250 amino acids. Lineage: Eukaryota; Metazoa; Mollusca; Bivalvia; Myida; Myidae. Gene Ontology annotation, molecular function: chitin binding. The transcript is spliced from 4 exons. The record is from RefSeq and is a predicted model, not a curated record.